Messenger RNA from Microthlaspi erraticum, 897 nucleotides. The record is from the annotation of a GenBank genome assembly. NCBI's taxonomy places the organism in Eukaryota, Viridiplantae, Streptophyta, Magnoliopsida, Brassicales, Brassicaceae.
AUGAGCGACGUCACCGGCGAUCUCGCGGCGGUGAGCGAAGCCAAGGGCGGUUCUGACGCCGCCCGGAUCGCGGAAGUGAAGGCGUGGCUCACCUCUCAGUUCGAAGCCGCCGGCCGAGAAGUCCCCAAUUUCGAGUACACUCAUCGAAGCAUCGCACAUCUGUAUAAUCUCGCCACCGCUUCUCAGGCCAAGUCUCAGGCUGCAAGCAUCGUCGCCAACGAUUUUCGUCAGAAGGCUUCAGAAUACCGUGCUCAAGCGGCUCGGAUUAGAGAGAUUUUGGAGAGUGCGGGAAUGGCACAGGAGAGCUUACCGUCGAAUGUGGUUUCUUCAGCACAAGUUCUUGCAAAAGUGGCGAAUUUGUUGAACAUAAGAGACACUGAACUGAGCAGUUUCCUUGUUGCAAUGGGAGACAUUUCUCUGAGGAAGACUGGGGUGGAGGAGAAAAGGUCUAAAGCACAAAAGGAGUCCAAUGUUCUUCUUGAUUAUACAAGGAAAGCGAUACAGAGGCUGACUUAUUUGAAGAAAAUCCUUGCGCAGCUAGAAGAUGAUGUAAUCCCUUGUGAAUCACAGAUGGAGAAUUGGAAAACAAAUUUGGGAGUAAUGGCAGCGAAGGAGGAACAAUACAUACAGCAGUACAAGAAGUAUGAGCUGUUGCUCAACCGUGUUGGCUACACACCUAAGAUCAGCCAUAGAGAGCUGGUGGAAAUGGCAGAGCACCGGAAGGAAUUGGAGAAGAUGACAAAACCCGUUCUUGAUACUCUAAGAAGCUACCAGGACUUACCUCCGGACAAAGCUCUGGCUGCACUAGCAAUCGAAGACAAGAAAAGACAGUUUGCAGCCGCGGAAAAGUAUCUAGAAGAAGUAUUACAAUCAGCCCUUGAAACAAGCGACGAAUGA